Nomascus leucogenys (northern white-cheeked gibbon) is the source of this 1843-nucleotide messenger RNA. The record is from RefSeq and is a predicted model, not a curated record. Lineage: Eukaryota; Metazoa; Chordata; Mammalia; Primates; Hylobatidae.
GGGGUUAGUAGAGUCUCAACCCAGGCAUCACAGAGCCAGUGUCGUGGGGUGGAGUUUGGAGCUAACAGACAGUAACUCAAUAUCUGGCAUACAAGCUAUUCUGGGUGUGGCAUGGGCAAGCAACUGGUGAUGGCCAUUUAAGCAGAAUCAUGGCUGAGGAGGGCUCAGGGCAGCUGACACUGGGUUCUGUGUCCUCAGGAGCACUCCUUAUGGACCUGGAGACCCCAGAGGAGAUGCAGGCUCGGAGCCUGGGCAGGCCCAUCAAAUCCUCAAAGCAGUACCUGCGGCAGGUCAUUGCAGACUACAAGGCACUGGACCGAGAACUCCCGUGCAUCCGGAAGUUCCCCACACCACCAGCUGUCCAGCCCCUCUGCCUCUGCAUGGAGACCUUGCCCGAGGAGGAUUUUACCCACCUGGAGGUGCUGCAAGCGCUGGAGGCCCAGUUACCGGGGGCCAUGGAGAGCGGGCGCGUGAGCAGCAUCCGCUUUGAGAACAUGAACGUCAUCUGUGGGACUGCUGGCCGCCGGAACCGGUGGCUCAUUGCGGCCACGGACUUCCAGACGCGCUCACGCUUGCUGCGCUCCGGGCUCAGUCCCCGCGGGCUUGCGCACCAGCUAGUGCGCCACGACGACCUCCUGCUGGGCGACUACCGCCUGCACCUGCGCCGCUCCCUGGUCCGGCGGCGCAUGCUCGAGGCCCUGGGGGCGGAGCCUAACGACGAGGCCUGACGCCCGGGCCGGCCCCGACAGCGCUUGCGCACCGCCCCGCGGGCUGGGACCACCCACCCGGAGCCCCGGAGGAUAGGGGGCGUUGCCUUCCCAGGAAGGAGGCGGGGCCGGCUCGAGGGGGUGGAUACUGUGAGUUUAAUUAUAAAGAAUGACCUGGUACAAAAGCCAUUUCCCUCUGCAAAAUCUUGGGGGGGAGUCAGGGGAAGGGAGGUGAUGGGGGGUAGGAAUGAACCCCCAUGUUAUAAUCCCGCCUCCCUAAUCUUCCUCCAGUCCCUGUACGUGGACGCCUGGGUCCCAAUCCCUUGAGGGAUGAACUAAGGCCCGUGAAAGGGAAGACCUGGGCACCGGGGCUUUCAACGCGUGCCGAGCCCUGUCUCAGCGAGAAUCAGACGUCCUCAUCCGCCCCCCUUCUCUUCCCCUCCCACCCCCCUUGGAAGACAAUUCUCGGGCUUUUAUUUCAGGUUUUUUUCUGGAUUUUUUUGUGUGUUCUUGGGGUUUUGUGUUUUUUUUUCUGUUUUUUAUAUUUUCUUCUUUUGUUAUUGUUCCUCUUUUUGCUUUUUCUCUCCUCUCCACCCCGCGCUGUCCCCGCAUUCGGUCCCUCCCCACUCCCCACCCCGACCUCUCCUCCCCCCCCACCCCCUACACCCUCCCCAACCCCGCGGCACCCAUCCAGAAUGAACAAGCCCUUGAUAGACGGGCGCCGCGCAGGCCCCCUGCGGACUGGGGGCAUCCGACAAGGGGGAGGGGGCGGGUAGGGGUCCAGCGCGGCCUCUGACCCUCUCCUCACCACCCCUCCCCCCUCCCACGACCCUCCCACGAGGUUCCCCGCAGAUCCCUGACAUGGUGAGGGGAGGGGGCUUGCAGCCCCCUCCCCUCAUGGACGGAGCGCCCCCCCCUCGGGGGUAGGGGCAGCAGAGGGGGAAUGGGCUUGGGGAAGGAGGGGGAGCUCCCUUCUUUGGCAGCUGAACAUGGGGAGGGGACCUGAGGGCAAUGCCCUCCCCCCUUUACCCACAGCAGGGGAGGGGGCUUUUCAGGGAGAGGGGUGGCUUAACAUUCCCAAGCCCCGGGAAUAAGGGGAGAGAGGACGCGUGCGGGAAGGAACAGCCAUGCUGGAG